Molecule: messenger RNA, 1128 nt
Organism: Diaporthe batatas
Lineage: Eukaryota; Fungi; Ascomycota; Sordariomycetes; Diaporthales; Diaporthaceae
Exons: 1
Coding region: 1-1128 (375 amino acids)
Source: RefSeq, a predicted model, not a curated record
AUGGCGGCCCCUGGCACCGAGUGGUUGGAUCGGCCUGAAUUCAUAUUUCGCCCGUGGACGCCCCCAGAGGAUCCCGCAAAGCCGAGACUGCCAUACAUACCCGGCUUCACGGUCCAAAUAUAUCGCCAUACGGCCCCUCCCCCGUUCGGCAACGCCUACGGCCCCGGAACCAGGACAUGCCUUCCCACAGACCACUUUCACGACAUGCCCCAGAGUGAGCUAGUCAUUACGAACCCUCCGCUUGAGACGGAGCCGCCUUCGUACACCGGAUCCGAUACGGCACGUAUGACUAUCACUACGCCAAUCAGAAUUGGUAGUGCACACGGUGCACAAGUAGUUGCCUGCACGGUUGUACAGGACGGGUCCAAGCUCUUCCAGGCGGUUGCAAAGAUUUACGAUGCCCUCUACUAUCGAUUCGCCCAAUCAAUCGGCAAUGUACCCCGCGAUGUUGUGAUGGCAGCCGACGAGGAUUAUAGCCGAGAAGCUGCUGCCUAUGAAUUCCUCCGAAAUGCAGAGCAGACGGGCCAUCCAAAAUUCGUUCCAGAUUAUUUCGGAUCCUGGACUUUUGACCUUCCGAUUACUUACAAAGGAGAAUCCCGCCUGCGACCAAUUCGCAUGAUUCUCAUAGAACGCCUCGACGGGACUACACUUCUCGAUGCGCUCAUUCGGAAUGACUCCAGCAGAGUCAAGGAUGCGUUUCAUUACCCAGAAGAAUGGAGGCUAGAAGUCCUUGCACGUGCGAUGGACGGCUUUGUCAAACAGCAACACAUUGGUGUUGAUCAGGCAGAUUUUGCCGACAGGAACGUAAUGAUUGUCACAAACGCAGAGUGUGAUGAUGAGAAAGUCGCAGGCAUCCCGCUGCCACGUGUGGUCCUCAUUGACUACAACAUCUCGUACGUUUACAGUAUUCUAGGUGACACUGGGCAUAUAGUGCUGUCAGCUCCAUGCAACCCCAUUUGGCAUUUUUGGAACAUGGAAUUGCGGGGCUUCGUUGGAUGGAUACCCCAUGAAUGGUUCGAGAGACCCAAGCUUAAGCAAGAAUGGCUACUACGGAGGUUUGGAACUGACGAAGCGCGGGCGCUCUACGCACCAAUUCCGGUCAAACUGGAGUUCGACGAAGACGAGUGA